GAGGCUGCUGGGAGCGGCUGGCCGGCGGCUCCUUCUGGGAGGGCGGGGGCCGGAUCCUGCCCCUUCGCCGCCGCCGCCGCCUCGCCUCUCCCCGCCGCCCUCGCCAUGUCCGACUUGGAGAAGCAGCUGCAGCUGGGCCGCCUGCCCCCUCGCCCGCCGGGACCCGCCGGGGGAAGCGGCCAGGCCCUCCCCAAGAUGCGCAUGGGGCCUGGAAGGAAGCGCGAUUAUUCUGCUGUCCCGUGGAGCCAGUACUUCGAGUCCAUGGAGGAUGUUGUGGUUGAGAGCGACUCUGGCAAGGAUACUUUUCGAAUUUACAAGAGUGGGUCCGAGGGUCCCGUCUUACUCCUUCUACACGGCGGAGGCCAUUCUGCCCUCUCCUGGGCUGUGUUUACCUCUGCCAUCAUCAGCCGUGUCCAGUGCCGGAUCGUGGCUUUGGAUCUGAGAGGACAUGGUGAGACGAAAGUUAGGAACCCAGAAGACCUCUCUGCGGAGACGAUGUCCAAGGACGUCGGAAGCGUGGUGGAAGUCAUGUAUGGGGACCUCGCCCCGCCCAUCAUGCUGAUUGGCCACAGCAUGGGCGGGGCUAUCGCUGUGCACACGGCAGCGUCCAACCUGGUGCCCAGUUUGCUGGGCCUCUGCAUGAUUGACGUAGUGGAAGGCACAGCCAUGGAUGCCCUCAACAGCAUGCAGAAUUUCCUUCGGAGUCGCCCAAAGACAUUCAAAUCUCUGGAGAAUGCCAUCGAAUGGAGUGUAAAGAGCGGACAGAUACGGAAUCUUGAAUCUGCCAGGGUUUCUAUGGUUGGCCAAGUCAAACAGUGUGAAGGUGCGGCCAGCCCUGGAGGUCCCAAAACCAUUGUGGAGGGGAUCAUAGAGGAGGAGGAAGAGGAGGAGGAAGACGAAAAUGGAGAAUCCAUGAACAAAAGGAAGAAGGAUGAUGACACAGAGACCAAGAAGGAUGUGGCCUACACAUGGCGGAUUGAGCUGGCGAAAACGGAAACGUACUGGGAUGGUUGGUUCCGGGGCCUUUCGAACCUCUUCCUCAACUGCUCUGUUCCCAAGCUGCUGCUUUUGGCCGGUGUCGACAGACUGGAUAAAGAUCUAACCAUUGGCCAGAUGCAAGGGAAAUUCCAGAUGCAAGUCCUUCCGCAGUGCGGCCACGCAGUCCACGAAGAUGCUCCAGACAAAGUUGCCGAAGCCGUCGCCACGUUCCUGAUCCGUCACAGGUUUACAGAGCCCAUCGGUGGAUUCCAAUGGUUAAGAACAGUUUCAGGUUAAGAACGGACCUCCGGAACGAAUGAAGUACUUAAUCCCAGUGUUUUCCCUGCUUGUUAAUGCCCCGACGGUCCUCCCGGCACCGACUCCCCUUGUAAAUAAACCUGCACCAGAGGGCUGUGGUGUUUUCCGUCUCCUCCUCGGCCGUCCUUUCAGUUGCCAACUCGGACCAACUGGCGCCAGGGCCCAGUCCGUGGCCAGACCUUCUGCCGCCGGACCCCCAACCUGGUCCGGCCCCGGAUCGGGGGGAGGGGCCUCCUUCCCGUCGCCCUGAAGGAAGUAAGCCGGCUCUCUGCGAAAUCACGGGUGGAUGCGAAGGAUUCUCUGCUCAGCCCCUCCUGGAAGUUUUAGGAAAUCCUUGGCCCAGACGGACCCCAUCAAAGCCCCCUCUCCCCUUUGGUUUUUCUUAAGCAUGCAGGAUCCCGCCAUCUCAAAGCUGGGCUCUCCGCUUCGCUCCUCCAGAGCAGGGCUUUCAUUCUUGGGUUGCUUGGGCCAAUCUUCCUCCCACCCUCUUCCUCCUGGCGAGUUCUCAGUAGCGCAGGCUGCCACGAUGCAUAGAAAUCUGAAAGGCAUCGCUCCAUCCAUGGCUUGUGGCCUGUCGCCUCCUUGACCGGCCUCCUGUGUUUGCGUUCCCCAGCGAACGGGGGCUGCGCUUUGGUUUGGUUGACACACCUGCGUCCACCAAGGGGAUUCAGGAAAGGAGCUGAAAAGCAGGGGGGGUUUCUGAGGUUUCCCCAAGCCUGAUGUUCGAGAGCCCAGCCCGGCAGGUUCUCCAGAUGUUCCCUGCUGGCCGGCGGCAUUGAAACAGCUGCCAGAAUUGGGCGGUUCAGAUUCACACGGCGCUGUGCAGUUGCGCCAACCAUCAGCAAACAAGAAGAGGGCAGUGUUGUUUUAGGAUUACAGAAAUGGGAAUGGGGAGCAGUCCAUUCCUUUGCUUCAGGGCUGCAAAUGACGGUUUGGGCAUCCUUCAGCUAAAUUUUCAAGGAAGCAACCCCUAGAUUUAAAGCGCCUUUGUGGUUCUUGUCAGUUCCGGGUCUCUGGUGGGGAUAACGUCCUAGAGCCCAGACCUCUGUGUAUUUGAGGAGGUGUUUCUCACGCGUUCGCACUUCCAAGUCCCGGUUGAGAACAGGAGAGUUGCCCCCCUGAGCAAUAUUUUCAAUACUAGGGGGGAGAGAGGAGCGUAUUUGCAUUGGGGUUUGGGCUCCAUGGCUCUUAGAGGCAGGGAUAGAGGCUAUGUCAGGAGCCUUGAUAGAUUUCACCGCGUGCUGCAGUCAAAUCCUUCUCCGCCCUCUCUUGCCAAAAAACAGGUGAAGAGAAAUAAUACGCAAUAAGCAAAGAGGAGAGACUUAGGGAAACAUCCCCAGCCAUCCCCUGGGAAGUUCUCUUGCAAACUCCUUGUGCGGCUCCUGUUCAGUCCAGAGGGGUGUUGGCCAGAGACCUUCCUGGUGGAUUGGGCCCUGUCAGGCCCAGAAAACCCAAACCCUUUGCCAGAUGGGUGAGGUUGGUUUUGUGCCUAUGUCCCAAGCUGAGGAAGGGGGUCUGUGACUUCUUCCUCACGCAGGAACGAUGAGUGAGGCAUGUUGGAAGACGCACCCUCCACAUUGAUGCCCCGAACGUUUUCCGAUUGGAAAAGUUUCUGGAAUAUAAUGUGUCGUCACAGCCCUGACAAAAAAAAUAAAUCUGUGUUUGAGCAGCCUGCCCUUGCGGUCUCUUGCCUUCUCUGCCACAGUGGCCCUCACAUCUAAGAUGGAAGCCCCCCAUUCUGCUCCAUGGACUGGAGGAAAAAAACCCAAACUCUCACGGUUGCUGCCCAGUCUCCGGACAUGGCGCCCAGGCCCCAAACACCAGCUGGAGUGGGAAGCCAAGAGAGGAAGAGCCCUCCCAGUGCAGUUUCCAAGUUUCCACCAACACUUCCUGGUAGCCUUUGUUUUCCCCCCUGCUCAAGUCUGGCAGUGGUACCCAAGGAUGCUCUUCUCUUAGUGGCGAGCUGCCCAAAAUUAAGGGGCUGCCUCUGGAAGUCAGACGGGCGAACCUCACCCAGCUGCGUCCCUUGUUUUGGCAGGGAGGGCUCUAAUUUUUCCCCCUUCAAUUUUUUCCGGGGGUAUUCCCUUCCUUCCCUUGGAUAAUCACCACUCACUCAGAUGUUUAGGAUGACAGUGCUUCCAAUGGCUUUUGGGGUCUCCUUUCUUCCCCCCUUUCUCCUGGCUUUUGAAUGAGCUGCCUAGGAAAGAGGUUGCCCGUCUGCCUGCACAUUCAAUGCCAAUUUUUGCCAAUUUGGGGGUUUUCUUUGAACCAGUUUGAAAAACGAUCUCCCAUGGCGUAUGCAGCAUAUAUCACAAAACGCAACGCAGAGUCGCCAGGUGACUGUCCCCCUUCGGUUAGGUACUCUGUGGGUCACUUGCUACAUUUGGGGGCUGGGAAGCGUCCCUAGAUUCUCCCCCCCCCAAAACACUCCUUCCCACCCCAAACUCUGAACCUUCAGCAUAAUUUUCUUCCCCUUUUCUGGGGAGGGAGGCAAACCUUAUCUGGUUCCACAAAGACUAGAGUCCUUGUUUAGCCUUGCCCCCUUUAAAUAACACAUACUGUACUGUUGGCAUUUUUUUGUGUGGGGGGUGAGGGUUUUUUUGUCAACUCCCUGCUGAUGAUGACGACCACCCUUGUUUUAUGAAAUAAAUAUUUCGCUACCUGCCGUG
Molecule: messenger RNA, 3965 nt
Organism: Podarcis muralis (Common wall lizard)
Lineage: Eukaryota; Metazoa; Chordata; Lepidosauria; Squamata; Lacertidae
Source: RefSeq, a predicted model, not a curated record